Messenger RNA from Staurois parvus, 344 nucleotides. NCBI's taxonomy places the organism in Eukaryota, Metazoa, Chordata, Amphibia, Anura, Ranidae. The record is from the annotation of a GenBank genome assembly.
CAGUGCCCUACCCGCGCGCCGGUCAUUACCGAAGAUCUCCGAUGGGGAGCAGGGCUGCUUUGUUUACUAACAGUCCUCCUCCCUGUUGGCUAGGGAAGACUGCUCGGGAUGGCUAGCAGUGUGCUUCCAGUGAAGCACCAACACACCGCCCCCCCGAGUAAAACACUCCCAACACACAGUUAACCCUUUCACCGCCCCUCAUGUUACCCCCUUCCUGCCCAGUGCCAUUAGUACAGUGUCAAUGCUUUUCGUUAGCAGUGAUCACUGUAUUGGUGUCACUGGGGAUGUCAGUGACACCAAGUCAGAUGCCCGCCGCAGCCCUGCAGUCCCGCUAUAAGUCGCUG